GACUGCAGCAAUGGAGCCGACGAAGAGGACUGUGUGGACGACGUUGGCUGGGCCGAGCUUUUAGACAAGGUGCUGCUCAGUGGCCUUGGUGGCAGGGCCAGGAACGGUGAGGCGGCCCCCAACUGCACGCUUGAUCAGUAUCCGGCAGAAUGCAGGUGUCUGGGGACCUCUGUGCGCUGCGAUGGCCAGGGCCUGCUUGCCGUUCCCCGGGUCUCCUCCAACUUGACGGAGCUAAAUCUGCAGAAGAAUAAGCUCUCCUUGCUGCUGGAGAAUCAGUUUAUCACCUACGGGAGGCUGGAGUACCUCUUCUUACAGGACAACAGGAUCCAGACCAUUGUGGCCUCGGCGUUUGCUGGGCUCUUCAAGCUCCAGAAGCUAUAUCUCAGUUUCAACAACAUCACGCAUCUGGAGCCUCUGGCCUUCCAGGACCUGCAUCUUCUUCAAUGGCUAAUUCUGGAUAACAACAAGAUAACCCAGAUCUCUCCCUCUGUUUUUAUGGGGCUCAAGUCGCUGGUAUAUUUGAACUUGCACAAGAACUCCCUGCAGGCCAUGCCCAAUGCUUCGGUUUGUGCAGAAAUGCCAGUGCUCGACUGGCUGGAUCUAGAGGAGAACCAGUUCCAGGCUCUGCAGAGUUCUGACUUCCAGGGAUGCAGCCAGCUCUCUGUUCUGGUUCUGAACCGGAAUAAGAUCAAACAGAUCCAGAAAGGGACAUUUUCCCGACUGAGUGGAUUGGUGGACCUUGACUUGUCCUCCAAUAGGAUCCAAGAACUCCUGCCAUCCGCUUUUGUGGGCCUGCACAAGCUACGGCAGCUAAAUAUUUCAAACAACCCUCUGCACCAAAUCUUUCUAGACGAAUUUGACAGCAUGCCACUCUUGCAGUCACUGAGCUUGGAAGGCCUGGAGAUCCCCAACAUCCACAGCCGCAUGUUUGAGAAACUCCGUUUUCUGUCUCACAUCUACUUUAAGAAGUUCCGGUACUGCAGCUUUGCCCCUCACGUCCGCAAGUGCAAGCCCAACACAGACGGGAUCUCCUCCCUUGAGAACCUCUUGGCCAACAUCAUCCUCCGGGUCUUCGUCUGGGUCAUCGCCUUCAUCACCUGCUUUGGGAACCUGUUUGUCAUCUUCAUGAGAUCUUUUGUGGUGACAGAGAACAGCAAGCACACCAUGGCUAUCAAGUCCCUCUGCUGUGCCGACUGCCUGAUGGGUGUCUAUCUCUUCUGCCUUGGCACUUUUGACCUCAUGUUCGCAGGAGAAUACAAUAAGCAUGCCCAGGCGUGGAUGGCGAGCGUUUCAUGCCAGCUGGUGGGCAGCCUGGCCAUGCUCUCCUCAGAAGUCUCGGUCCUCCUGCUGACCUACAUGACUCUGCAGAAAUACCUGUGCAUCGUCUUCCCCUUCAGCCGCUAUGGGGCCAGCAAGAAGAGGACCCGUUGCAUUCUGGUCCUCAUCUGGGUCCUGGGCUUCGUUUUGACGCUGGUGCCUUUCUUAUGCCUGGAGUCUUUCAGAAAGUUUUAUGGCGCAAAUGGGGUGUGUUUCCCUCUCCACUCUGAUGGGACCGAGAGCCAAAGUGCCCGGCGCUAUUCCACAGGGAUAUUUCUGGGCGUGAACCUUGUUGCCUUUGUCACCAUUGUGUUUGCCUACACCAGCAUGUUCUUCUCCAUCCAUACGACAGCAGCCAGGACGGCUGAGCGCAGCGUCUUCUCCAUGGAAGUGGCCGUUGCGAAGAGGUUCUUCUUCAUUGUCCUCACCAAUGCCCUCUGCUGGAUCCCCAUCUUCCUCCUCAAGACUUUUUUCUUACUCGAGAUGGAAAUCCCAGGCUCUGUGACAUCUUGGCUGGUCAUCUUUAUCCUCCCCAUCAACAGUGCAUUGAAUCCAAUCCUGUAUACCAUCACCACAACCUCCUUUAGAGAAAAGCUCAAGCAGUGUCUAGAGACAAACCGCACAUCUCUGCAGGAGACGCAAGGGAAAAGCUUCCUCUUGUUGUCCACACACACCACCACCGUCUGACUCCUGCCUGAGGGUGCUUGGGAGACCCAUGCAGCCCAUAAGCAACUUCCCCAACUGUUGAUGCCCACUUGGAUAGCGACAAUAAACCAUCUUAAGAACAGAGAGCAUCAAAGGGACCGAGCCUUGGCUCCCACACCCUCCAUCUGAGCCUUCAAAAUGUGUUCUUGAUUCCACCAGUUGCACCUGAACUCAAGAUAGUUGUCAGUGACAUGCAAGAAACUCAAAGGAAAACUGCUUUAAGAGGCAGAGGAGCAUCUUCCCAGGACUAGGCAGAAUUGGCUCCUCUGCUCCCCUCCAAUAUCUGGAAAAGACCCAAUGGUCCUCAAGGCAGACAGGCACCCCCACACACACCUGUUCAGAAGCACAACCUGCCUCUUCAACUCGAUUGUCUAAGUCAAUGAACAGAGGGAAGAGCACGGGUCAAACUGCUUUGGACUUUGAAAGAGCUGCAAGUUGAAACAGCCGAAGACCAUGGAUCUUCUUCCAGUCUCUUUUGACCUUUUCUGCUGCUUUGGAAGAACCAUUACUGCACAAAAAGACAACUGCCCAGUCCUUCUCGGCCUAUACACUCCUG
This is a messenger RNA of Hemicordylus capensis (graceful crag lizard), 2578 nucleotides long. RefSeq names its product relaxin receptor 1-like. Lineage: Eukaryota; Metazoa; Chordata; Lepidosauria; Squamata; Cordylidae. Bases 496 to 2004 code for a protein of 502 amino acids. Gene Ontology annotation, cellular component: membrane. Gene Ontology annotation, biological process: G protein-coupled receptor signaling pathway. Gene Ontology annotation, molecular function: protein-hormone receptor activity; G protein-coupled receptor activity; protein binding. The transcript has 17 exons. The record is from RefSeq and is a predicted model, not a curated record.